Camelina sativa (false flax) is the source of this 1268-nucleotide messenger RNA. Its product is annotated as putative choline kinase 3. Gene Ontology annotation, biological process: phosphatidylcholine biosynthetic process; phosphatidylethanolamine biosynthetic process. Gene Ontology annotation, cellular component: cytoplasm. NCBI's taxonomy places the organism in Eukaryota, Viridiplantae, Streptophyta, Magnoliopsida, Brassicales, Brassicaceae. The record is from RefSeq and is a predicted model, not a curated record. Gene Ontology annotation, molecular function: choline kinase activity; ethanolamine kinase activity.
AUUACCCUUGUUCAACUGAUUGCCUUCUCAAUCCUUUUCUUUUUCUCUUUAUAACUCCCAAUGUUUCGGAGAGCAGAGAACUUCUGUCGUAGCUUCUUACAAUUGCGGAGGAGACAGAGAACAGAAAUGUUGGGUUUGAUCCCAAUUUCAUCACCAGACAGUCUAAAGAAAGUACUUCAAACACUGUCUGGAAAAUGGGGAGACGUAGUGGAAGAUCUCGAGAGUCUUCAAGUGAAACCCAUGAAAGGUGCAAUGACCAACGAAGUUUACAUGGUGGAAUGGCCAACAAAGGAUAAUAAUUUGCGCCAUAGGAAGCUUCUCGUUCGUGUUUAUGGCGAAGGAGUUGGUGAUCUGUUGUUCAACAGGAAAGAUGAGAUUCGUAUGUUCGAGGUUGUCUCUCGUUACGGUCACGGUCCUAAGCUUCUUGGCCGAUUUGCUGGCGGUAGAAUCGAGGAGUUUAUUAAUGCCCGGACGUUAUCAGCGGCGGAUCUACGUAACACCGAAGUAUCUGCUUUCACUGCAUCUAAGCUAAGAGAAUUUCACAGUAUAAACAUUCCCGGUGAUAGAAACGUGCUCCUUUGGGAUAGGAUGAGGAAUUGGCUUAGACAAGCCAAGAGUCUGUGUACACCUGAAGAUUCAGCAGAGUUUGGUCUUGACAACAUUGAAGCUGAGAUAAACUUGCUGGAACAUGAGCUGCACAAUGAGUGUAAGCAACAGAAGAUUGGGUUUUGUCAUAAUGAUUUGCAGUAUGGUAACAUUAUGAUUGAUGAUGACACCAAUGCCAUUACUAUCAUUGACUACGAGUACGCUAGUUAUAACCCAGUUGCAUACGACAUUGCAAAUCACUUCUGCGAAAUGGCCGCAAAUUACCAUUCUGAGACUCCCCAUAUCUUAGAUUACACUCUAUACCCAGGAGAAGAGGAACGAAGAAGAUUCAUCCAUAACUAUCUCAGCUCUUCAGGCAAAGAACCAAAGGAAGAAGAGAUAAAACAGCUCUUGGAGUAUACUGAGAAGUACACAUUGGCAAGUCAUCUCUUGUGGGGCUUAUGGGGAAUCAUCUCUGGGUACGUGAACAAGAUCGAGUUCGAUUACGCUGAGUACUCAAGACAGAGAUUCAAACAGUUCUGGCUUCAAAAACACAAGCUCUUAUCUUCCUUCUCCUCUUAAUCGUAUGCUUCAAACACCAAAUGUUGUAACCAAAUCUAAUCAAUUCUAGAAACCAAUCCAAAAACCUGAAACGUUCCCAAAUUGUAAAUUGAAUGCUCUCA